Molecule: messenger RNA, 2413 nt
Organism: Hyla sarda
Lineage: Eukaryota; Metazoa; Chordata; Amphibia; Anura; Hylidae
Gene: NAPRT
Product: nicotinate phosphoribosyltransferase
Biological process (GO): NAD+ biosynthetic process
Molecular function (GO): nicotinate phosphoribosyltransferase activity
Source: RefSeq, a predicted model, not a curated record
AGGAAGUCAGCUGUACAUUUCCCGGCAGGCCGUAGCGGGGAGGCGGGACUUCCGGUGUAUAUAAGCGCUGUCAUUGGUCACAGGUGACAGCGGUUGGUUCGACAUGGAUCUGCACCUGCUGACCGAUCUGUAUCAGUUUACUAUGGCGUACGGGUACUGGAAGAGCGGGCGGCACCGGGAAACGGCGGAGUUCGAGCUCUUCUUCCGGGAGGCUCCGUUCAGUGGCGGCUUCACACUGUUCUGUGGUCUGGAGGAGACGGUGCGGUUCCUGCGCGAUUUCCGCUUCUCUGAUGCAGACCUCCAGUACCUGGCGUCCGUCCUCCCGUCCUCGGUGGACCGCGCUUUCUACGAUUACCUGCGGACCGUGGACGCCUCGGAGGUGACGCUGACGUCUUUCCCGGAGGGAUCCGUUGUCUUUCCUAGAGAGCCGCUGAUGAAGGUGCGGGGGCCCCUCCUGGUGGUUCAGCUCCUGGAGACCACUCUGCUCUGCUUGGUGAAUUACGCCAGCCUGGUCGCCACGAACGCCGCCCGUUUCCGCCUGGCGGCCGGUCCGGACAAGAAGCUGCUGGAAAUGGGUUUGAGGAGGGCGCAGGGACCCGACGGAGGACUGUCUGCCGCCAAGUAUUCUUACAUAGGGGGUUUUGACUGCACCAGUAACGUGCUGGCGGGGAGGCGGUUUGGCAUCCCAGUGGCGGGCACCGUGGCUCACUCCUACGUGGCGUCUUUUUCCUCUAUAGAUGACGUCCGGCACCAGGCUUUGCAGCCGGCCGGCGGUCAUGGAGAGGGUCAUGGUGGCGAUUUCCUGGCGCGGUCGCAGUCAUGGUUGCAGAGAGUUUCUCUCCUUCUGCAGAUUCCUCCGGGGAGCACCAAUCCUGGGGAGCUGGCGGCCUUCGUGUCCUACGCCGUCGCCUUCCCGCUACAUUUCCUGGUGGUUGUGGACACCUAUAGCGUGAUGAUGAGCGGCAUCCCCAAUUUCUGCGCGGUUGCCCUGGCUUUGAAGGAAUUGGGGUACAAUGCUGUUGGGGUGCGGCUGGACAGCGGAGACCUCGCCAGACAGUCUGUGGACAUCCGGAAGAUUUUCCAGCUGUGCGCUGAGAGGUUUGCGGCUCCGUUUUUCGGAACGUUGACUAUCACCGUCAGUAACAACAUCAGUGAGAAGAGUCUGAAGCUCCUGAUGCGAUCGGAGAACGAGAUCAAUGCGAUCGGCGUGGGCACCCACCUGGUCACCUGCCCCCUGCAGCCAUCUUUGGGCUGCGUCUAUAAGCUGGUGCAGGUGAACAACCAACCGCGCAUGAAGCUCAGCGAAGACCAAGAAAAGAGCACCAUACCGGGGAGCAAAGCAGUGUAUAGACUGUACGACCGAUCCGAUAAGCCGCUCCUGGACCUCAUGACGCUGGAGGAUGAGCCGCCCCCAGAGCUGGGGAAGGAAGUGAAGGUCUAUGAACUGGGGAGAAACGCGGAGAACGAGUGUGUGACCCCGAUCCGGGCGGAAUUCCUGCACCACACCUACUUUCAGCAUGGACAGGUCAUGCUGCCUCUUCCAACAAUCACUGAAGUCAGAUCUUACGCCCAAAAAUCGCUCCGGGACCUCGCCCCCGAACAACGGCAGCUGGACGACCCUCAGCCAUAUCGGGUCGCAGUGACUGAGAGACUACACAGCCUCCCGUUGACCCUGUGGAGGAGCAGCAGCCGCCAUUUGCAGUAACCAUGGUCCUUCGGGUGAUGAAACACAGCAGACCAGUAAUGAACCACAGUGCAGGACUAGUAUAAUUACAGACACUGCCCCCUACCUCUGUACAGAAAAGAGAUUAAUAUAGACCAGUGUUUUCCAACCGGGGUGCCUCCAGCUGUUACGAAACUACAACUCCCAGCAUGCCCGGACAGCUGAAGGCUAUCCAGGCAUGCUGGGAGUUGUAGUUUUGCAACAGCUGGAGGCGCCCCAGUUGGGAAACACUGAUCUAGAGACUUCCUCGCUUUUUAGCAGGGUGGCGACUCCUAUCGCUGCUAUUACAACUUCCAGGGGUCGGCACCCAGCUUUCUUAGAUAGUGUUAGGAAAAGUGAAUUAUAUGAUUAUCAUGCCAGACUGUACAUGCAAGUCCUUCCCAUCUUCUGCUAAGUGAGAUGACUCUGUACUAGUCUAUACAGUAAAGCUAAUAAAAUGCAGUCAGUGUAUGGUGAGGCCAGCGUGAAAAAUGCAAUAAGAGCACAGAACAAAUAACCUAGCUGCAUAAGUCUCCACUUUGCCUGUGCUGGAAAGCACCCCAGAUCAAUAACCCAGCUUUUCCUAACACUAUACCUAACAUGUGAGCUAUUGAAGAGGAUAACUUGUAACCACAGAAUUGUGAUUUAUAUAUAUUCCAAUAUGAAGGUGAUUUUUACACUGAGCAUUUUAAUAAAUUCAGAUGUGAUUUG